Molecule: messenger RNA, 2259 nt
Organism: Sinocyclocheilus anshuiensis
Lineage: Eukaryota; Metazoa; Chordata; Actinopteri; Cypriniformes; Cyprinidae
Product: probable E3 ubiquitin-protein ligase HERC4
Exons: 19
Biological process (GO): ubiquitin-dependent protein catabolic process; protein ubiquitination
Cellular component (GO): cytoplasm
Molecular function (GO): ubiquitin protein ligase activity
Source: RefSeq, a predicted model, not a curated record
GAACUGUGGGGAUCUGAAGUGUCACAGGUCACAUGUGGGAGACAUCACACACUCGUAUCAAUCGCAUCGUCAAAGCUGAUCUACUCGUUUGGAUGUGGGAUGCAAGGGCAGCUGGGAAAUGGAGAAAUGAUCAAUAAGUCUGUGCCUUACCCUGUGGAUCUGCCAACUGAAUGUAAUCAUGAAUAUACGAUUGAAAAACUCCUUGCUGGGGAGAAUCAUUCCUUUGCCUUGUCUUUCAAGGAACCUGGGAAUGAGUCCAAACCAAAUCCAAGCAGGGGGAUUUUGACAUUAGAUGACAGAAUGAUUGGGCGAUGGCUAUCUAGAAGUGAACCAAGGAAAAUGGUAAAGAAAAUGGCAAAGAAGGACAUAAACAAAGUAUUCUCCUCUGCUGCCUCUCUGAAUGGAAGCUUCCUCAAAACAAGUUGCGACCAACAUUAUCAGACAUCUGAGGAUCAUUGUGGUUUGGAUUUUGAUCUGGUUAAAACAUCCUUUGCAAAGUUAUCAAAGAAUGAAAGCUUGAUAUCAGAGGUAGUGAAGGUGGUUGAACAGACACUGCUGCCAUCUCUGAAUCCAAAUCCAACUGGUGUGGAAUCGCUGAGAGUUUAUCUUCUCCUCCCUGAGCUCAUCAGACGUCUCAAGAAACAAAAAACCGAACUCACUGAAGCUCUGGCCUCCAAAAUCCUUCAGCUGGAUCCUGAUGCUCACAAGGUGUUAGAGAAGUACUGGUCCAAACUCCCUGAUGGUUGGCUCAAAGGCCUGGUGAAGUUAUUUAGAAAAGCUUCAACUUCUAUGAUUGGCAGGAUUGCUGCUGACAGUAUGAACAUGGACAUAAAAACACGCCUGCCGAAAUUUGUGCAGAUCCUUGCGAUGGUCUAUCAGGUCUGCUGCAGUGCUAACAGAAACAUCACAAAGAGUGAUUUCAUUAUUAAUGAGAUCAAUGAUCUACUAGAUGUGCUGCAAACCAUCAAUGAUGAUAUGAAUAACAACUGGGUGAUGUUGAACUGGACUGGACAAAUCCAAGCAGUGAUAGACCAGCAAAACUAUUACAAUGCAAUCCUAAAAAAUCUUAUAUCACUUCCAUGCAUCUUUAACCUGGAGGCCAAAUGUAGCUAUAUGAAGAACAGAGUGUGGCAGGGUUGUUUUCCGCUGACCCUGAGACGCACAGCGCUGCUGGAGGACAGUUUCUCUCAGCUGAGAAUGGCCACUCAGCAACAACUCCGAGAAUUUUGGCUGUCGGUGUUUUACACAGAGGAUAUGAGAAAAACAGAUGUCAACAAGAGGGACUUUUUUCACAACGUGUUUGAAGAGCUUUGUGCACUAGAGUCUCAGAUGUUUAUGUACAAUGAUAACCAAACUAUGAGCUGGUUCCCAGCACAGCUCAGCGUGGAGACGGAGAAGUACUUCCUGUUUGGGAUUCUGUGUGGCUUGGCCUUCAACAACAACUCUGUAGUGCAUCUGCCUUUUCCUUUAGCCUUGUUCAAGAAACUUCUCAAUGUCAAACCAUCUCUUGAAGACUUGAUUGAGUUUGAUUCAGGUCUUGGCAAGAGUUUGCAGUACAUCCUAGACUACAGCGAGGAUGUUGAGGAAAUGGAGAUGUACUACACGAUCAUAUGGCAUGGAAUAGAAAUCGAACUGGAUCCAGCUGAGCCAGGAAAAAUGGUCACAAAUUCUAACAGAGAAGACUUUGUGGACAAGUAUGUGGAUUAUAUCCUGAAUAAAUCAGUGGAGGAAGUGUUUGAAGAAUUCAAGAGAGGCUUCUUCAAAGCAUGUGACCGAUGCAUGGUGGAGAUGUUUGAACCGGAGGAGCUGAGAGGAGUGCUGGUGGGCAAUGAGGAAUAUGACUGGGACAUACUCAAACAGAACACUACAUAUGAAGGAUCAUUUUAUGCUGGGCAUCCAACCAUCAUCUCAUUCUGGGAGGUGUUUGAUGACCUGACAUCAAAUGAGAAGAAGGCCUUUCUGUUGUUCUUGACAGGGUUCGAGAAAGUGCCCAUUCUGGGUAUGAGUGCGGUGAAGAUGAGAGUGAGACCCCUGUUCAUCUUUACUCAGGACCAUCUACCACAGGCCCUCACCUGCCAUGCUCUGCUAGACCUUCCUGUUUAUCAGAAGAAGGAAACGCUAAAGGCUAAAGUAAUUGAAGCCAUCAACCACAAGAGGGGGUUCUGGGAAGAAUGAGGCAGAUGCUGGAGUACACUAACUAAAAUCAAAAGUUUGAUCCUUUAUCUUUCUUGGCAUUAAAUAUAUAUUUCUUAAUAUAUA